CUUUCAUAUAGCCCUGCCAAAAUUAGCUUUCUUUCUAACGAUAAAAUUAUAAUGGCCAACGCACGUCAGUUCAUUACCCAAUUUAGCCGACAAAGAGGUCUCAGUUCAACAAAGCUACCUGUGAUUCAACCACUUGUAUCAGUCCAGCGUUCAUCGUUUUAUACUACGCUAGCUGAUUCUGAACAACAACCACAAUCACAACCACAACCACAACCACAAUCGCAACCACAACCACAACAACCACAACAACAAAGAAACAAUACCAACUUCGCUGAGACACUCGCAAGAAAGUUCCUUGGACAAGUACGAAUGCAGCGUCAAAUUGGAGGUGGCGCCAAUUCAGAUCACAAGGAGCCUUCAAGAUUUGUUAGAAUUAGAUAUUUACCUCGUACUGUAACUACAGAAGAUAUAUACAAGUUAGCAAGAGAAGCCUUUCCUAAAGGAGAUAAAAAUAUCCUUGACGUCAUAUUUGAACGGACAGAUGAAUUUAAUAUGACGGGUCGCUGUAUUGUAUGUAUGUCAAGUCCUGAGGAUGCACGUCAAUUAGUAGAAUAUGGACAUCAACGUACAGUGGGUGGCAAUCUAAUUGACAUGGAUUAUUAUGGUUCAAAAAAGACAGAAAUAGCUAAAAUAUUAAACGAAUUUCGACGUCCAGAAUUAGUGUCCGUACAUGAUGCUGGUAAUUUUUCAGGUCGCUCUGUGAUUAUAUCAGGAUUCCCAUUAAAAACUAGAACAGAUAAUGUACUCGGAUAUUUGAGAAGUAGGAACUUUUUUCCUAUAGAAGGUUCACCUGAUAACGUGAUUCAAUUAAAGACUAAGAAUCAAGCAACAGUCUCUAAAUUUUUAGUUAAAUUUGAGUCAGAAAGUGAAGCAUGGCGUUGUGUUCGCGCUUUUCAUAAUACCGAUUUUUUGUUAGGGUUAGGGUCUACAAAGACAAAGUUUCCAUUACAAUUAUUUGUAGCUUAUUAGAGAAAAAUAAAAUA
Molecule: messenger RNA, 983 nt
Organism: Cokeromyces recurvatus
Lineage: Eukaryota; Fungi; Mucoromycota; Mucoromycetes; Mucorales; Mucoraceae
Exons: 4
Coding region: 52-969 (305 amino acids)
Molecular function (GO): nucleic acid binding
Source: RefSeq, a predicted model, not a curated record